AAUAUUAAAAACUAAAGUUUUCAUUUUAAGAACUAAAAUUGUUAAUUUAAGGAAAAGUGUUUUUAAAUUGAAAUAAAUAAUGUUAUUUGUUAAUAAUUAUUGCUGAUUUGAAGGCCAUAACGGGGACAAAAUGGACCUGUAAAAUUCGGAAAAAUUCUGAAAAUUUUUGUUACUUUUUUAAGUUUUUGUUUUAUUUUUUGAAAUUGAAAACCACCUCCCUCCCUCCCAACAACCAAAAAAACCCACUCAAUGCUAAAGUGGACACGUCAACAACAACGUCAGUCUCUUCAACUUCUACAGUCUCGACUCUCUACUUCAAAUUCUCUUCAAAAUCCACAUCCGUCCCUCUCUGCCUCAGCGAAAAAAACGUUACUCCAGUGGAAAUUUUCAGCAGCUGCCAUCCAAAACCAAUCCGAAAAUGCCCACCAUGACCGAAACUUUGGAAAGACGUCUGUUGCGUCGCUCUCUGGACAACCACUUGGAUAGUCCUUUGGAAGAGAGAAGACGUCGCUCUUCACCCCGCCACUCUCUGACCGGCAAUCAUAACAAGGAAAACUUUGGGGUGCAUUUUGUACGCCAUUCUUUUGGCAACACUAGCCUUAGUGCUUUGCAGGAUCUCAGUAAUGGCAAAAGUCCUCGCAGGCCUCAAGAGGACACUCCCCCCGCAGCGCCCACAAUACACAUUAAAAGGCGUAACCUUCGGCGGGUUUCCAUGAACCUGGAAAGAACACCCCAGCCGCCAAAUGAUCAUCUGCGAUCCCGAUUUUCUGAUGAUUUUGCCAACGAGGAGGAUAUCACUCCCCUGUCGCGGCUAAAGUUCCGGAAUAAAAUCAAAGAAGAUUCCCUCUCCUCUUCGCGUAUGGGAGAUGUUACCCUGGAUCGCAUGUUGGAUGCCAUCAUUGAGAGUGCACGCAAAGAUGUCAAAGCCCAAAGUCCUCCCAGGACUCCGGAAAUCGAAAUCAAAGAGGCCGACAAGGAUGAGAGUAUUCACGAAAUGGAGGUAAGGACACCGCAACAUUUGAAACGGCAAAGGGUGGUAAGGAGAAAAAAUCCCAAGACAACCGACAAAAAAGCCAGCAAGGAGAAGGUCAAGGAAAAGCGGGAGCAGCAGGAAGGGAAAAGGGAAAUGACUCUAGAAGCCCCCACAAGAUCUCAAGGACGCCCAGAAAUGAUUGGCUUGACAUUGCCCAAUGGCAUACCCAGCCCCGAAACCCCGGAGGCCAUACAACACUACACCAACCACAAAUCGCUGCUGAACAUGGAAACACCCCCUCCCGCCAUGGAACAACAUUUGCUCUUCUCAGGCGCGGGCAAAAGUGUGGCGGUCCACUGCAGUACCCCUACCUUGGCCUUGGAAGGCCAUCCCAACUCCAUUAAACGUUGCCUCAGCUUCUCCUGUGCCAGUGAGGAGGAUACCGACGAUGCCAGCUACACGAACAGCAAACGUGGCUCGAUGACCUCUUCCAUUGCCAGUUCAACAAAUGAACAGCUGAGUGGUAAUUGUUCGUCCAGCUCUCUGACCAAUGUUGCCACAGGACGUGGCUCCUUGGAUGUGGCCAUAUACUUGGAUAACGAGACAUUAAAUGUACACGUUAUUCGUUGCCGUGACUUGCAGCGUCCCAAUGGCACUCCCUCAAAUAAUCUCAAUGCCUAUGUCAAGGUGGCUCUGAUUCGUCAAUCCCAGAACCAAACUCAAUCCUAUCAGCGCACCGUAGUUCACCGUCAUUCCAAUCGUCCAUAUUUUGAUCACUGCUUCAAAUUUGACCUAUCCGAUUUGGCUGCUGCCGUCGAGGAGAUCAAGCCCGAGGAUCAUCUACAGAUGGCGGUGUGGCAUCGGGAUCGCCAGCUUAAGUGAGUAUGAUCGUAGUUGCUCCUCCCCCUUUUGUUAAAAACGAACAUUUAGAUUGAAAACAAAAAACAAAUACAAACCAGGCAAACAAACAAUAUCGGAACUAUU
Musca domestica (house fly) is the source of this 1957-nucleotide messenger RNA. RefSeq lists its product as uncharacterized. NCBI's taxonomy places the organism in Eukaryota, Metazoa, Arthropoda, Insecta, Diptera, Muscidae. Bases 419 to 1855 code for a protein of 478 amino acids. The transcript is spliced from 3 exons. Gene Ontology annotation, cellular component: nucleus; plasma membrane. The record is from RefSeq and is a predicted model, not a curated record. Gene Ontology annotation, biological process: signal transduction.